AUGGGUAGCCGCCUGGAUAAGAAUUCCAAAUCUGUUCGAAAGCGCAUCGAAUCGCACACUUUCCAAGGCGAAGGUGGUGAUGAAUAUGAAGGAUCAAAAUUUGGAGGCUUCUCCGAUUAUUUCCGACGCAAGAAACUUAAGUUGCAAAAUCUUGAUGUAGAGGUUCGUUCCACAUCGACCGGAAACCCCAAUAUCUUUCGUGGCAUUGUAGCACAUGUCAACGGAUAUACACAACCUUCCUUGAAUGAUCUUCAUCACUUAAUAGUCAGUCAUGGAGGUGGUUUCAUGCAAUACUUGGAUGGGAAAACCACUGUUACUCAUAUUAUCGCAUCAACUCUCACCCCUAAGAAAGCCAUUGAGUUUAAACGAUAUCGAAUCGUGAAGCCGGCUUGGAUAGUAGAUAGUGUGAAGGCUGGAAAAUGUCUUCCUUGGGAUUCUUAUCGCGUUCUGGAUGAGGGUGUUGGUCAACGAUUACUAGGAUUUAGUGGUGGUAAAGUUGUUAGUCAAUCAACCACCCCGCAAAGAGGAUAUCGCGAUCAAACAAAUGCAAGCUGGUAUACGAGUCAGGUCAAAAAUGUCGCCAAGGAUAUUAACGACGAUGAUGGGCCUCAGUUUCCGAGCUCGCAGGUGCAAAAGAUCAUGUCGCACAAUACUGGUGUCUUCGCGCCAUCACCUGCCGACCAAUUGAUAGAAAGCAUCGAGGAAGUCGACCAGAUACCGGUUGGAAACCCUAUGAGCUCAGCUGCAAGCUUUGAAGUCACAUCUUCCUUAGAAGAAGCAUUGAAACACGCCGCCGGCGUUACUACUCGCAAAGCAGCCUUGAAUUCUAUCAAAAGAGCCGAGGAUACUUUUCUUAUGAAAAAGUCUCUCUCUGCCUCCCCUGCUCCCCAAGUCUCAUCAAGUCCAACUGAGAUCACUCCUACCAAACCAAAAGUUAUUCUCAACACCCGAAAGAGUUCUCACAACGAAGCUACGCCGCGUCCAGUUGAACAUGCGCCUACUGAACGACAAUUAUUCACGAACAUGAAGAAGAGAUCACAUGAUGAAGAGACAGCCAGACCCCCUAAAAAGGCGAAGGUUGUGACAGCAGAGGAACAUAACGCAAUUUUACUGGCAGAUCCUCAUACGCGAAAAUCUACCACCGCAAACCCAGACUUCAUCAAACAAUACUACUCCGAGUCUCGACUACAUCACUUGUCCACCUGGAAAGCAGAUCUUAAAUCAAAGUUUCAGCAAAUGGCGUCGGAAAAGUCUGCUUCUCAGAGGCAAUUAGCGAAGACGAAACCUGGCUCGCGAAGAUAUAUCAUGCAUGUAGAUUUUGAUAGUUUCUUUUGUGCAGUGUCUCUCAAGAGUGCACCGGAAUAUAUCGAUGUACCUGCAGUUGUCGCUCAUGGAAGUGGAACGGGAUCUGAAAUUGCUAGUUGUAAUUAUCCAGCUCGGGCAUUUGGCGUCAAAAAUGGGAUGUGGAUGAAGAAUGCGAUAAAACUGUGUCCUGACAUCAAAGUCUUGCCAUACGAUUUUCCCGCCUACGAAGAAGCUAGUAAGGCAUUCUACGAAGCCAUUCUGGAUGUUGGUGGCAUCGUACAAAGUGUCAGUGUUGAUGAAGCACUUGUUGAUAUUAGUUCUUUGUGCUUACAAGCUGCUGGAACUGACGGGGUUGAAAUUCGAGAAGGUAGUAUUCGGAGAGAACAGGAGAAAGCUGAUGUGAUUGGACACGCACUCCGGGAACUUAUCAAGGAGAAGACGGGUUGUAAUGUAUCUGUUGGAAUCGGAGGAAAUAUCUUACUCGCGAAAGUUGCCCUUCGAAAAGCUAAACCGGCUGGCCAGCAUCAGAUCAAACCUGAAGAAGUUUUGGACUUCGUAGGUGAUCUCGGUGUACAGAAUCUUCCCGGUGUUGCCUACAGUAUUGGUGGAAAGCUGGAAGACAUUGGUGUGAAGUAUGUGAAAGAUGUGCGACAACUAUCCAAGGAUCGCCUGAUGACCGUGCUAGGACCCAAAACGGGAGAAAAGAUAUGGGACUAUUCUAGGGGCAUCGACAAAUCAGAGGUUGGAGAGCAAGUUAUUCGAAAAUCUGUCUCGGCCGAAGUAAAUUGGGGUAUCCGUUUCAUUUCACAGACCGAAGCUGAAGAAUUUGUUCAAAAUCUAUGCAUUGAAUUACAGCGUCGACUACUCGAGCAAAGAGUAAAGGGAAGGCAAAUAACCAUGAAAAUAAUGAGGAAAGCUGCCGAUGCACCCCUUGACCCACCCAAAUUCCUUGGCCAUGGUAAUUGCGAUACUUUCAACAAGAGCAUAGUCCUUGGAGUGGCUACGAAUGACGCCGAGAUCAUUGGACGAGAAGCAAUUUCAGUUCUCCGAGGUUAUGGCUUUUCUCCUGGAGAGCUACGUGGACUUGGUGUCCAAAUGACCAAACUUGAACCUCACAAGUUAACGAGUGGUGCAUUAUUUGAUGGAAGUCAAAGAAAGAUUAAAUUUGGCGUUCCUGUGACGUCAAAGUCAACCAAGCAAACCGUCGAGGAUUCCAUUGUUGAUGAUCCGGAGACUCCAACGAAGCGAAGAACAACUCCACAUACACUCUCUGCGAAGCGCCUUUCGGAAGAUAUCAUUGACUCCGUGAUACCAACGAAACCGAAAUCAAUCGCGAAAUCAAUAUCAACUGAAGAUCCUAUUGAUGAAAGUAGCCCGAUGAAAGCCAAACCAACUCCAGCUCAUCCGGCAACUUUCAUUGCAAGAACCAAUGCUGGUGACCAGAGUGCUAGGAAGCUCAACUUGACUGGGACUCAAUUCAUUAUACCGUCUCAAAUCGACCCUGAAGUUUUAAAAGAACUCCCUCAAGAUAUCAGAUCCAGAUUAAUGGCUCAGAGUAAGAGUCUACCCGUCUCAAGGGAACAAACACCUAUCACAGCCUUGAAAGAAUCACAAUCCGAGAGCCCAGCGAAACCUAAACCCUUCCAUAUGCCUUCACAACUCGAUCCCGAUGUGUUCGACGCACUACCCGAAGAAAUGAAGGCAGAAAUCUUAGCAAAUUACAAACCACAAGUGGUCAACUCUGCUCCAGGCGUGCAGAGUGUUCUCCCGCAGUCACCUCGCAAGAACAGAACCAUCACUGGCAAAAAGCCUCCAACACCUAUCAAGAAACGCGGACGUGGACGACCUCCUGGACCUAGGAUCAAACCCGAACCACCCAGUGGUCCACUCCAAUCAAAGUUCGUCUCGAAUCCUCGCGCACGAGAAGACUCCAUUGACCACACUCAAGAUGCCGAAAUCCUUGACCCUGAAUUCCUCGCCGCAUUACCAGACGACAUGCGCGAAGAGAUCAUUGCCGAACAUCGACGAAAACGCCUACAAAAACGCGGCGGUCUCAUGACAUCCACUGUUAAGAAAGUAAAGAAACCAGAUACACCACCACUAGGACCACGGCGAAUUCGCCUCCCUCCCAAACCUAUCAAACCCACAUUCACAACGCAGGAAUUAAGCACGCUAGAAGAGCUGCGGGAGACGCUCACAAUUUGGUAUCGGGAAUUUGAGCGUGAAGGUCCGCAUCCGGAUGAUGUAGCUGCUAUGGAGAGAUAUUUGAAGAGAGUUAUUCUGGAUGAGAGGGAUAUGGCAAAAGUGGUGGGGAUUGUGAAGUGGUUGGAGUGGUUGAUGGAUGAUAGUGAAUUUGUGGGGAAGGGAAAGAAACUUUGGGAGAAAGCUUAUGGGGAUGUAAUAGGUAAGGUUCAGGAAGCGGUUAAGGAAAGAGGACUCGGUAGACUGAAUAUCUAG
Molecule: messenger RNA, 3762 nt
Organism: Sclerotinia borealis F-4128
Lineage: Eukaryota; Fungi; Ascomycota; Leotiomycetes; Helotiales; Sclerotiniaceae
Source: the annotation of a GenBank genome assembly